Pimephales promelas (fathead minnow) is the source of this 2094-nucleotide messenger RNA. RefSeq names its product carbonic anhydrase 10 (inactive)b (gene ca10b). Gene Ontology annotation, biological process: one-carbon metabolic process. Gene Ontology annotation, molecular function: carbonate dehydratase activity; zinc ion binding. Lineage: Eukaryota; Metazoa; Chordata; Actinopteri; Cypriniformes; Leuciscidae. The record is from RefSeq and is a predicted model, not a curated record.
GAGCGCGAGCCCCGCCUGCAGGGGGAUUAGCACGCGCUAAACCUCAGAUCCGCGCGCUCUGUCAGGUAACGCCGCAAACACCAUCCACGACUAACCUAACAGCACAAACAAGGAUAAAUAAAGGUAUUGGGUUGGUGUAAUUUGGUUUUUGUGAUAGCAGGCGAGAGGUCGGUGUAUGGACUUUCAAGUUUCUACGCUGUGAACUGUCAAGUGAUCUAUCGUUUAGUAAAUUUCAUAGUAAAUCUGCGCGGUGGGUCGCAUCUUUUGGAGAGGACGAUGCUCAUCAUAUUUGAGAGUGACGGGAGCGCGCGAGUCAGCUUCGCUCGCGGGGAAUGACGCUUCAGACUUUGACCAAGUGUUAUCAAGUUAAUUAUUACCUGAUGGACUAAAUGAAGAAUGCCGCACGUUUGGGAGUUCAUUCUGAUUCUCAACGUUAAUGUCAUCUUUGUAGAAGCACAGCCAGUGUCAUCAAAGCUACACGAUGGUUGGUGGGCAUACAAAGAUCUUGUCCAAGGGAGUUUUAUACCAGUGCCAUCUUUCUGGGGAUUAGUUAACACUGCCUGGAACCUGUGUGCGAUUGGGAAGAGACAGUCGCCUGUCAACAUUGAAACCAGUCGAAUGAUUUUUGACCCCUUCCUCAACCCACUACGACUCAAUGCAGGGCAACGUAAGGUCAGUGGAACGAUGUAUAACACGGGCCGACAUGUUUCACUGCGCCCAGACAAGUCACACCUGGUGAACAUCUCUGGCGGGCCACUGAGCUACAGCUACAGGUUGGAGGAGAUCCGGCUUCACUUUGGCAGUGAGGACAGCCAGGGCUCAGAGCACCUGCUCAACGGCCAGGCUUUUCCUGGAGAGGUGCAACUCAUCCAUUAUAAUCAGGAUUUGUAUUUAAAUUACAGUGAUGCCGCCAGGAGUCCUAAUGGAAUUGCAGUUGUUUCUAUCUUCAUGAAGAUUUCAGAGCCUACAAAUGUGUUUCUAAACCGUAUGCUGAGCAGAGAAACCAUUACAAGGAUUACAUAUAAACAUGAUGCGUACUUACUGAUGGGCCUCGAUAUUGAGGAGCUGUAUCCCGAAACCUCCCGUUUUAUCACAUAUGAAGGGUCGAUAACUAUUCCACCGUGCCUUGAGACAGCCACCUGGAUAUUAAUGAAUAGGCCGAUUUACAUCUCACAGAUAGAGAUGCAGUCUCUUCGUCUCCUCAGUCAAAACCAGCCGUCUCAGAUCUUCCUCAGUAUGGGUGACAACAUGCGGCCGACCCAGCCACUGCACCAACGCUGCAUCCGCACCAACAUCAACUUCAGUCAGAGACGGGACUGUCCUAACAACCGUGUGCUGAGGCCGCAAUACAGAGUGAAUGAAUGGCUUCUGAAAUAAAGGCUUGCUGGGGUUUAGUUACUUCAGAAAUGUGACCACUGGACAGAGGAAGAUGGUAUACAUUCUGCGGGAUGAAGCUUGUCAGUGAGACAGGACUCUUCAGUAAAAAUCUAAAUCAAAUUACUUUUCUACUUGUUUACAUUGAAAGCAAUUGCUUUAACCAUUCAAUCAGACAGGACUGGUUUUCAGUGACACUGUGUCUUCGGGAACUCUCGAGGAACCGUCUCCUCUCGUUGUUUGCAUCCAAACAGCAGGUUGUUGCAGCAAAUGAAAAAAAUACCUUGAGACUUUGAGACUUUACUUUGACAUCAGGCAAACAAAAGGAUUUCAAGCCUAUACCUUGGUCUAUUUGGAGCAUGUUGCCUUCUCUACGUAAGUGUUUACAGUGCUACAUGAAUUGAGUGAUAUCUGCCCAAUAAAUCUUUGAAGUGGUCGUGACUCGUGGUGAAUGUUUCUCUUUAGUUUUUUAAUGAGGUUUUUGAAUCUGCCAUAACACUGAGCUGCAAAGUUGAUUUUAAUGGAUUGGCAAUCAAAAUAAUGCAUAAUUGAGUCUGUUGACUAAUAUAUGUUGACAUGGUGCUCAGAAGGGUAAUGGAUUUAAUGAAUAUUUAGGGUGAUGAAUGUGCAAUAAAGUAUGUAACAGACCAAUCUCUUCAGAUUUAGUAAUAAAAACUGUCCUAUUUUGUUGGAUUUAAUGAAAUGAGCAUUAUAGCGCAU